Messenger RNA from Suillus subalutaceus, 423 nucleotides. RefSeq lists its product as uncharacterized. The record is from RefSeq and is a predicted model, not a curated record. The transcript has a single exon. The annotation marks the transcript as partial. NCBI's taxonomy places the organism in Eukaryota, Fungi, Basidiomycota, Agaricomycetes, Boletales, Suillaceae.
UUAAAGGCUAUUUACUUCCCUAUGACGGGGACUAGAUCCUGCACCACAUCUGUCUGCACCAUUAUUCCAAGCAAGGAGUCUGCCCGCAAUCCUCGCUUUCCCUCAGUAGAAGCCAUCCUUGGUUCACAGCACCAGAUCUAUUCUUGCUAUGUUAGCGUCAACGUGACGGGCCUUCAGCAUGGAGAGACAUUCCUUGUCUUCUUCCAGUUUGCGGCAACAUUACCCAUCAAUGAUAGCCUUGAAGCCUCAUUUCCUGACCUUGAGUGGAGGGGUGGGAUUCUCACAAUGAGAGUCGGUCAAAUGAGGCAGGUAACAGGCCUCCGGAAUGGAAGGGUGCAACGCCUUGCACAGCUCGCUAUUCAACGGUAUGUUCAAGUAAGACCAAACCUAUAUCAUAUUGAUGGGGGAUCUCCAGUACUGUGA